Drosophila miranda is the source of this 471-nucleotide messenger RNA. RefSeq lists its product as uncharacterized. Gene Ontology annotation, cellular component: mitochondrion. Lineage: Eukaryota; Metazoa; Arthropoda; Insecta; Diptera; Drosophilidae. The coding region runs from base 1 to 471 and encodes 156 amino acids. The record is from RefSeq and is a predicted model, not a curated record. The transcript is spliced from 2 exons.
AUGUUGUCAGUCUUCUGGCCAAAAACCAAUGUAGCUGAAAGUCUGAAACUGGAGGUCUCGGACGAGUUUACACAAUCGUUACAGCAAGCACUCGAUAAAUGCACGCAGACCAACUCCAUCCACGAAAAACUGGAGAGUAGUAUAAAAAGUAGUUCCCAAAAGUUCGAACCGAAACUCUUAGCUGAAUAUGGUCAGUCCUAUCAAGAAUGGUCCAAACAGUUUGAGAACGCUGUAAAGAAGUAUAUCGAGGAGCAGAGUCUAGUGGAACGGAAGGAUAGCAUCGAGAAAACGCUAAACGAGCUGGAAGCGAAGCGGCAAAACCUUUGGUUCUUUGAGAACAAGGAUGACAUCGAUAUUCAGAUAUACAAGAAGAAGGUUCAAUAUCCUAAGCGCUGGUUAGGAAAGAAAAAGACGCCAAAGGCAGCAGACACGUUCUACGUGCCGCCAAGUGUCACGAGAUCCGCCAACUGA